Molecule: messenger RNA, 726 nt
Organism: Caenorhabditis bovis
Lineage: Eukaryota; Metazoa; Nematoda; Chromadorea; Rhabditida; Rhabditidae
Source: the annotation of a GenBank genome assembly
AUGUGUAAGAAACAAUGCGAAUUGAGAGUGAAAUUCGAUCAAAUCGCAAUGACAUCGGAAAUGAAACGAAAUUUCGACUUUUUCAUUCAAUCGAGUAAACGAAUCGACAGAUCGAGAUCAAGAGCGAAAAGUCGACGAUCUGGUAAAUCGAAAAAGUCGAUGUCGUCUUCAAGGAAGAGAAGAAGUGGCUCAAAAAAGUCGGAGAAGAAGAAGAGGUCUGAGAGGAAAUCAUCGAAGAAGGGACAAAGUAUUAAUAAGAGGAAGAAUCGAAGCAAACGAGUUGCGGAAGAGGAUGAAGAGGAGAAGAAAGGAAGUGAAGAGGAGGAGGUGGACAGAAAUGAGGAGAACGACAAACAGAAUGUGGUUAGCAGUCGAAAUUAUAGCGAUCGCGAUAUUGAGAGAACGCAGAAAAGCGACAGCAAUCCGAAUUCGCUCAAAUCCGAUCGAAGUGCGAAAACACAGCAGAGCAGCAAACUGGAAAGUGCGCAGAGCAAAAGCAGCAAUUUGUCGGCUCCAAUCUCGAAACCUUCUCUCAGAUCGCCAUUGACUGGAAAUGUGUUGCAACGAAGCGCCACUAGUGAAUACGUCGCACCGACACCGCCGGGCUAUUUUGAUCCGCCGAACGUGUUGAAGCCGACGAAGAGCACGAGCUUGAAAGUGAAUCCGAAUCGAAGUUUGGUGAUGAAUGUGCCCAAGACGGAAAAACGAACACUUCGGAAAGUGUAA